GUUCGACCGGAAGCUGCUUUUCUUGUUUACAUUCUCCGGGGCUCUGCGAGCUAUCUGGCGAAGGGAACCGCUACGGCUUUUCCAAAACAAUGUCUGACAGUUGAUUAAAAUCGUGGAUUUAUUGCAGUUUUCUGCUCUAUUUCCUCUGUGUUGUUUUGGGGGUCAUGGCUUCCCCUCGCUGGUGCUGCCUCGGGGUGUCGUUACCGCUCCUGCUACUGCUGCUGCUGCGGUGGCCGGGGCUGCUGGCGGUGGCGGAGCAGGUUGCUCUGGUAGAGGUUUUCUUGGAACAGCGGCCAGGUGCGAGCGACCUGCUCCAGGGGGAGGUGGUUGAGUCCAGCCUGGGCGGUGGGAGCUCCGAGCAGCGGGACGAGGAGCGAGAAGAGUUGGAGGGAGACCUGGUCCUGGUUAGAGAUGAGGUGACACCAGUGGACGAAGGAAAAGAUGAGGCUGACAUCAAAAAGCAGGAGCCGUGGAUCGGGGUUGUGCCCGUGGAGAUAGACGAAAGCAAAGCCUCGACUGGGAACCAGGAGUCCUUUGCUGAUGCUGUGGUAAAUAAAAUGAAGCGAGCAUUGGUCCUUGGAGCGUCGGCGCUGAUUAUUCUGGCUCUCAACCAAAACACCGUCAGUGAGAUGGAUUUAUCCCAGGUGCUGUCCAAGCCCAUCAUUGUGAUCCAGACAUCAGAAAAUGUGACCAAGCUGAUUGGAGCACUGCUCAGGGGCCUUCAGGCGACGGCAAAAAUCACAUACAAGACCAUCCUGCAGGACAACCUGGGAGCCACGCUCACGCUGUGGUCCAGCUGCGGGCGGUCGAGAGGAGGUCGCUACGGGGAGUGGCAGGGGGUCAUCUGCACCGGCGAGACCAACUCUCAGGUCCAGAAGUAUCUGCAGCAGCUGUGGGACACCGUCCUCCUGGUGGCUCUGAUCCUCAGCACAGGAGUCAUCGUUCAGGCUCGCUGGCAGUACCAAGGCCGCCAGCUGAACGACGACUUAGAGCUCCUUCCCAAACAGGACGUUCUGAAGAGGAUGUCAUCCCUGAAGACCAAACGAUACCGUCUGCCCAAACCCUGGUGUGACCCGUCGCAGCUGGCAGAGGCGGAAACCUGCGCCGUCUGUUUGGAGCCUUUUAACAACAACCAGUGUCUGCGGGUGCUGCCGUGUCUUCACGAGUAUCACAGAGACUGUGUCGACCCCUGGCUGCUGCUGCAGCACACCUGUCCUCUGUGCAAGCGCAGCAUCCUCAGCAGCAUCUGCAAAGACAGUUAACAGUCGUUUCAUCUCGGGGAAUCGGUUCACAUCCCGACCUCAGUGACACUUAUUUUUUGUUUUUGGUUAAAGCGACCUCAACACUUCCUCCUUCCAGCUGUGGAUUUGGGAGCAUAAACUUGUCAUCACUGCUGACCGGCCAUCAGAUUUUAACCUCUACAACAUACAGUGGUAGUUUAAAGCAGUACUAUGAAGUUUCCCACUGGUCGUGUUAUCUGUGAACAGAACUUCUUCUUGAGAUCUCGUUACUGUACAACUCGGUGUGUAAACAGCAGCAAAUGCAACUGUUUUUGGAAUCAGUAUGUGUAAAAACUGACAACCUCAGUAUCUGAGUCAGCUGCUGGUGCAAAGGCGUUCAAUGCUUUUAUGUUUUUAGUGUGGAUGUACUGAUCACCUGGUUCACUUUAGGUCAAAAUGAUGUCAGUAACCAACAACCAGGGAGGACUGAAAGUUUAAAAAAUGGUCCUCUUUGGUACUUUGCAGUUCAGUGGUAGUUGUAGAGCUUCUGUAGUCGUAGUGCAGGAGUCAGUGUGUACCAGCUGGUAUCAUGUAGGAAGAAAAACCUCUUUGCACACAUCCUUAAACUCCUCCUUUACCAUUUUAUUUAUUUUUCCCACGAUUCUCCUUUAAUCAUGCUUAGCAUACAUCAGCAGCCAGUUUAGUUUCACCUGCACAAUCAGUGAUACUGAACAGGUAAGAUUGUGUUUGCAGCAUAGAAGGAUAUUUUCCCUUUUUAUGAAGCUCUGUGUAAAGAGUGCUCUCACAGCCGCUACAGUUUUACUUUACAAAUCAUAGAUCUGCUGCAGUGUCUUUUCAGCUCUUAUUCUCCAUUUAAAUGAAUUAUCUUUGGAAAAUGUGUAUUCUGCAGUUUGAUGAGAAGCAUUCCACUCAUGUUUCUAAGAUUAAGAAAAAGAAAAAGAAAUUAAGCCAGACUGAAAUGACAGCAAGUCUGGCUCCAUCCUAAAAAAGCCAGAACACCAGAACCUCGUCAGCUUUAUUGACAGCAGCGCUGCGGUUUGCAUUGUUCUGCAUCAGAAGUGAAACUGAAUCAGCUAAUUUUAAAAAAAGAAAAAUGUUUUAGAUUUUAAAAUGGGCAUGUUUGGAGAAAGAUGCACAAAAAUCAGGUCACUAAAAACAUCACUUUUUUUCUUUAAUAUGAAUAUAUAUGUGUAUGAAGAGCUUGAAUUAUAAGAGCACAAGUCUACUCACUGUGCACUAGGAAGGCCCAUCCUCUUUCCUUACCUGCAGGCUGACAGGUCCACAGUGUCAUUCAUGCUACCUCUUAGACGAUGGACAGACUCCCACUCCAACACCUGCCUGCAGCUGGCAGCAGCA
Pelmatolapia mariae (spotted tilapia) is the source of this 2597-nucleotide messenger RNA. RefSeq names its product ring finger protein 215 (gene rnf215). Gene Ontology annotation, biological process: Wnt receptor catabolic process; ubiquitin-dependent protein catabolic process. The transcript has 10 exons. The record is from RefSeq and is a predicted model, not a curated record. The coding region runs from base 165 to 1262 and encodes 365 amino acids. Gene Ontology annotation, molecular function: frizzled binding; ubiquitin protein ligase activity. Gene Ontology annotation, cellular component: plasma membrane. NCBI's taxonomy places the organism in Eukaryota, Metazoa, Chordata, Actinopteri, Cichliformes, Cichlidae.